AUGACAACAUACUGUACCCAAUGCACCGACAGCCAGAUGCGUCAGCAGGGCGGCGGCUACCUGCCCAUCGAGAACUAUGGCUUAAUCGGCAACAUGAGGACCUGCGCUCUGGUCGGCAUGGACGGGAGUGUAGACUUUAUGUGCUGGCCCGAGUUCGAUUCUCCUUCCGUCUUCUGCCGUCUACUGGACAAAGACAAGGGCGGCCACUUUAGCAUCCAUCCAGCGCCCCAUCUCAGCUGUACCACCAAGCAGCAGUACCUGCCUUCAUCCAACAUCCUCCAAACACGGUACAUCCAUGAAGACGGUGUUGUCGACGUGGUCGAUUUCUUCCCACGCCCGAGAAGUGCUAAAGUCAUCUUUAAGGGGCCAAAACAGGGGGCGUAUCGGGAGAUGACUAGCGUGAGGGAGGAGCUGAAACAGUGGCUUGUCCGAAGGGUUGAGUGCAUACGUGGUCAUUUAGAGCUCAACGUCGAAAUCUUCCCAGCCUUCGAGUACGCCACCGAACCACACACCACGACAAUCCUUCAAGACCAAGACUUGCCCCAAAGCUCCCAAAGCAAAACCGUCACAUUCCAUAGCAAAAAUGUCAAGCUCCAACUCGACGUGACCAUCGACAGAGCCGACGACGACCUCGACAAUGUUAGCUCGCCCGUCGUCCGCUUCCACAAGGUGUUACGUCCUGGCAUGCUGGGCGACGGCGUUGUGGCCAGGAUUGAGCUAGCCGAGGGCCAGGCCGUCUCCUUCGUCCUGCGUAAUGACAUCCCCAAUCACGUCACCGAGAACAUUACGUCUUCUGUGCUUGAUAGCCAGCAGCAUUCAACUCAGACAUACUGGGCCAACUGGAUCUCCAAAAGCCAGUACAAAGGCCGCUGGCGGGAGGUCGUAUCCCGCAGCUUAAUGAUACUCAAACUCAUGACCUACGAACCAACCGGCGCGAUCAUCGCCGCACCGACGUUCUCCAUCCCCGAAGAUAUCGGGGGCGUUCGCAACUGGGACUACCGCUACUCGUGGGUCCGCGACUCGAGCUUCACCAUCUACAUCCUGUUACGCCUCGGCUUCACCGAAGAAGCGGACGCCUACAUGAACUUCAUCAGCGAGCGCUUCGUGAAAUCACGGGUCGCCGACGGCGGGCUACCUAUCAUGUUCACGAUCCGCGGCGAAACGGAUAUUCCCGAGCGCGAGCUCACCCAUCUCGAUGGGUAUCGGGGGAGUAAGCCGGUACGGAUCGGGAACGGCGCUGCAUCCCACCAGCAGUUUGAUAUUUACGGGGAACUGAUGGACGGAAUUUAUCUGUACAACAAGUACGGGAAGCCGAUUCACUGGGACCUGUGGUGUUCAGUGCGCAAGAUGUUGGAUUAUGUGUUGACGAUUCUCAACCAGCCGGAUAUGUCGAUCUGGGAGGUGCGCAACAACAAGCAGAAUUUCACGUACUCAAAAAUCAUGCUCUGGGUGGCGUUUGAUCGCGGUUUGCGUCUAGCCGACAAGAGGAACUUCCCCUGUCCGAAUCGGCAGGCCUGGUUGCGGGCACGGGAUGACCUGUACGAGGAGAUUAUGGAGAAGGGGUAUAACACGGAGAUGGAGUGCUUUAUUCAGAGUUACGAGUCGAGGGAUAAGUUGGAUUCGUCGAUUCUCGUUGCGCCGCUGGUGUUUUUCAUUGCGCCGAAUGAUCCGCGCUUUACCAAGACCAUGGAUCGGAUCAUGCGGCCGCCUGAUAAGGGCGGGCUGACGAGUACCGGGCUAGUGUAUAGGUAUAAUACUGAUUUGUCGGAGGAUGGGGUAGGCGGCCGCGAAGGCGCCUUCAGCAUGUGCACAUUCUGGCUCGUAGAAGCGAUGACGCGCGCCGCGCAGCACGAGCCGAUGUAUCUGCAGCGGGCGAUCAACUUGUUUGAGAACAUGCUGUCGUUUUCGAAUCAUUUGUGUAUGUUCUCGGAGGAAAUUUCGAGGUCGGGAGAGCAACUUGGGAAUACGCCGCAGGCGUUUAGUCAUUUGGCGCUGAUUAGUGCUGCGUUUAAUUUGGAUCGGGUGGCGGAGAAGAAGGGUGGGGGGGAUAGGUAG
Messenger RNA from Thermochaetoides thermophila DSM 1495, 2055 nucleotides. RefSeq names its product glucan 1,4-alpha-glucosidase-like protein. The transcript is spliced from 5 exons. Gene Ontology annotation, biological process: carbohydrate metabolic process. The record is from RefSeq and is a predicted model, not a curated record. Gene Ontology annotation, molecular function: hydrolase activity, hydrolyzing O-glycosyl compounds. Lineage: Eukaryota; Fungi; Ascomycota; Sordariomycetes; Sordariales; Chaetomiaceae. The coding region runs from base 1 to 2055 and encodes 684 amino acids.